UGAGAAAGACAGAGGAUGAUAUGGAAAUGUACAAUUUGUGAAGGCCCAAACUAGGCCUCCCUUUGCACUCCUGCAGUGAGCGCGCCAAUUUCUUUUCCCAGCUCACUCCCGGACCAAGACCCUCAGCUGUCCUCCCGGGCUGCUGCGACAGCUGAAGGCUGAAGGGGUCGCGUCGAUCUUGUUGGGGCUGCACUUGGGAUCAGGGCUGCCAGUCGCAACCGCAGUCAUGUCGGGCCGCACAGUGCCACAUGCCCACCCAGCCACUGCCGAGUACGAAUUUGCCAACCCCAGCCGCCUGGGCGAGCAGCGCUUCGGAGAAGGCCUCCUGCCAGAAGAGAUCCUGACCCCCACCCUCUACCAUGGCUACUAUGUCCGGCCUCGGGCCGCCAGAGCUGGGGAGGGCAGUAGGGCAGGGGCCUCAGAGCUCAGGCUCAGCGAGGGCAAGUUCCAGGCAUUUCUGGAUGUGAGCCACUUUACCCCAGACGAGGUGACCGUGAGGACUGUGGACAACCUGCUGGAGGUGUCGGCCCGGCACCCCCAGCGUCUGGACCGCCACGGCUUCGUGUCCCGAGAGUUCUGUCGCACCUAUGUCCUGCCAGCAGAUGUGGACCCCUGGCGGGUCCGAGCUGCCCUCUCCCAUGAUGGCAUCCUUAACUUGGAGGCGCCUCGGGGUGGCCGGCAUUUGGACACGGAAGUCAAUGAGGUCUACAUCUCCCUGCUCCCUGCGCCUCCUGACCCAGAGGAAGAGGAAGAGGUAGCCAGAGCUGAGCCCUGACUGUCCGCCAUAGACCCAGCACCCAGUGAAUCCCCUGUCUACAUCCCACGGCGAUUCCAGAAGUCCACCACCCCAGAGGUAGCAGCGUCCUCGGGGGAAGGGAUAGGUGUAUGGUCCACAGUGUAUGAUUUGGUCCUUUGAUGUACCAUAGCCUUUGAUUUAGUUCUGAGUGGAGCUGAAUAAAACUAAACCUUAGGGCCUUGUU
Peromyscus leucopus (white-footed mouse) is the source of this 980-nucleotide messenger RNA. RefSeq names its product heat shock protein family B (small) member 2 (gene Hspb2). Gene Ontology annotation, molecular function: structural constituent of eye lens; protein folding chaperone. The record is from RefSeq and is a predicted model, not a curated record. Lineage: Eukaryota; Metazoa; Chordata; Mammalia; Rodentia; Cricetidae. The transcript is spliced from 3 exons. Gene Ontology annotation, biological process: protein refolding; response to heat. The coding region runs from base 227 to 775 and encodes 182 amino acids.